AUGGCUCCGAGUCGGACGUCAACUACGAAGAUCGUCCCAUCAAAAGAUCAAGGGCAAAUACGGCGUGGAGUCGUUCAUGAAAAAAGAAGUGACUCGGUUUCGGAAGCCGCUUCACAGGAUGACGAUGAUAUUAGCGUGAUUUCCGGCCAAUACGACCGAAACUCGGACAUUGAAGAUAUUCCUCGCUCGCAAUCACGGCCAACAGCCCCUGUCACUCAGCGUGCUCCGCCUGCUCGAGGAAUCCAAUUUGAUCAUUUAAAGCCGACGACGUCGAUGAUUCGGACCGCUCCUUCAGGACAGGAGCUCCAUGACGAAGUACAAUGGCGAGGCAUGGAACCAAUUCAGCCAGUUCAAAGUCCAGAGAAGCCGGAAAAUACAUCCUUGAGGUUGAGGUUAGACCUCAACCUUGACAUUGAGGUCGAGUUGAAGGCUAGUAUUCGGGGUGAUCUGACUCUUUCUCUAUUGUGA
This is a messenger RNA of Penicillium maclennaniae, 468 nucleotides long. RefSeq lists its product as uncharacterized. The record is from RefSeq and is a predicted model, not a curated record. The transcript has a single exon. Bases 1 to 468 code for a protein of 155 amino acids. NCBI's taxonomy places the organism in Eukaryota, Fungi, Ascomycota, Eurotiomycetes, Eurotiales, Aspergillaceae.